Molecule: messenger RNA, 1035 nt
Organism: Galeopterus variegatus (Sunda flying lemur)
Lineage: Eukaryota; Metazoa; Chordata; Mammalia; Dermoptera; Cynocephalidae
Product: spermatogenesis-associated protein 5-like
Exons: 2
Coding region: 3-338 (111 amino acids)
Cellular component (GO): cytoplasm
Molecular function (GO): ATP hydrolysis activity
Source: RefSeq, a predicted model, not a curated record
UGAUGCGACCUGGAAGAAUUGAUAGAAUCAUCUAUGUGCCUUUACCGGAUGCAGCAACAAGAAGAGAAAUAUUUAACCUGCAGUUUCACUCUAUGCCAGUGAGUAAAGAGGUUGACCUGGAUGAACUCGUCCUCCAAACUGAUACAUAUUCAGGAGCAGAGAUUACAGCUGUAUGCAGAGAGGCAGCUCUGCUGGCUCUGGAAGAAGAUAUGCAAGCCAACUGCAUUAUGAAAAGACAUUUUACUCAAGCAUUGAGCACUGUCACGCCUAGAAUUCCAGACUCAUUGAGACGUUUUUAUGAAGAAUAUCAAGAGAAGAGUGGACUACAUACACUCUGAGGAAAUAUACAUAUUCAUUAUUCUAAAAAUUCUUUCUAGAGAAAAUUUGUUUCUUUUCUAAAUUUUGUCUUGAGAAUGUUAAAAAAAAAUCCUUAAUAGGCAGCGUGUCUGAAAUACAUUCACUGGAAUUGAGGGGGGUUAGUUCUAAUAGACAUUUUGAAUCUGUGAGUACAAUGAAAAUAUCUCUGGGCAUGAGUUCAAAUCAGUUUUAUCUGGAAAUAUGUGCUGAGUUUUAAAAAGCAAGUGUUUAGCUUCUUUGUUUUUGAUUUGGUUUAUUCAUUCUGUGAAAUGGUUUUCUUACUCUAGAAUCUUUUAUUGGCUUUCUAAAUUGCAAACCCAUGGACAUCAAUUUUAUACAAGAACACAAAAAAUGUAUAUGGAUAAAUUUGUGGUGAAAAAUAGUCACAAAUCUUUAUUUUUGAAGACCAGACAAUGAAGUGGCUAAAUGUGCCAGCCAGGCUUAUGUGGCCCUGUUUCCAAAUAUGUAUUUGUUUUCAUUAUUAUGUACACCUGCAUAUUCACUUUAGCCUUCUUAACCUGUACUUGUCGCAAAAAAGAAAAAAAGAAUUCAGAGUUAUUUCAUAUAAUACGAUGCCCUUUGAAAGUUUUAAAAAUUGCAAGUAUAAACCCAGUUCAAGCCUAGAGCAAUAAGCUUGGUUUUUUCAUAAAAUGUUAUAAAUAAAUCAUAUGAAGUGUU